This is a messenger RNA of Beta vulgaris subsp. vulgaris (sugar beet), 1215 nucleotides long. RefSeq names its product ribosome-inactivating protein PD-L1/PD-L2. The transcript has 2 exons. The record is from RefSeq and is a predicted model, not a curated record. Lineage: Eukaryota; Viridiplantae; Streptophyta; Magnoliopsida; Caryophyllales; Amaranthaceae. Gene Ontology annotation, molecular function: rRNA N-glycosylase activity. The coding region runs from base 172 to 1116 and encodes 314 amino acids. Gene Ontology annotation, biological process: negative regulation of translation.
AGUUUUUAAUUUUGCUACUUUGGCAACUUGGCAAGUGGCAACUUGAAAGCUGGCCUAUUUAAAGUAGAUGAAGUUUUGUUAGUAGUUACUGUGACGACGAGCGCAUUGAAGCGAGACAGCCUUUCACCUGUAAAAUACGGCUCAAGCUUCACCUCUCUGUGAUCAACAAGUAUGAAGGUGUCCGCAGCAGCAAUAUGGAUGUGGUGGUGCAUUAUGAUAGUAAUGGUUAUUAUGCCAUCACUGGCCAUACUAUAUGAUGAAUGCGAUCAACAACUAGGCUACAACACUGUGUCAUGGGACCUUUCCCUUCCUGAUCCUGUCAAAUGUUAUCCGAAAUUCUUGACGAGACUGCGAAAUCAAGUGGAAGCUCCGAUCAGGAUCUGCGGCUUACCAUCCACGCGACGUGCUCCGUUAGAAGGCCAAGAAUAUAUAACAGUGGACCUAAAGAUUAGCAACAGAAAUUGGGUGACCAUAGGAAUAGAUGUCAUAGAUUUGUAUGUAUGGGGUUAUCAAGACAAGUUUAACGGGAUACUUCGGUCCACUUUCGUUAAUGACGUUCCCCAGGCUGCAAGGAACACCCUUUUCCAAGAUGCGGCAAUUAGAAGAACAACUAAUUUUGCAGGCAACUACGACAGUCUUGAGCCAUACGCUCGAACAGAUAGAACAAGGCUUGAAUUAGGUGUUGAUAAGCUACAGGGCGCAAUCAGAAGUGUCUAUGGAAAACCAGAAACUGAACUCAACAACGCGGCGGAGGCCAAGUUUUUCCUUAUUGUCAUCCAAAUGGUUGCGGAGGCAUCACGAUUUAAAUUCAUGGAGAACGCGAUAGUAUGGAAAGAUAAUUCAGAUGACACCAAACUCAAAAUGAAGGCCUUCCAAAAUGACUGGGCUAAAAUAUCUAAAGCAUUCUAUAGUGCAUCAACCUACACUAGAUGCACCACUAUUAAUCCACCUAUUGAAGUUGGUAACGUUGAGUACAAACAGAUGGUGUACAAUGUUAACGACAUAAAAGAGGACAUUGGCCUCCUCAAGUAUGUGGUUGUUCCUACUCCACGAAACUCUAAUAUGGCUGAUAAUAUUGAUGUUGGUCUUGCAGUUUUGGAAUCUGCAGUUAUGUGAUCAAUCAUCAAUCUCAGAGACAUACAUGUAUGAUGCAUCUCUAGUUCUGUACUACUUUUAUCUGCCACUAUUCUACUUAAUAAAAACUUCAUUGGUUAA